AUGCAAACCAAUAGUUUAGAUGCCUUGCUUGCCAACUUUGUUUGGUUGCUUGCUCAGACAUUGACACCUCAAUUAAAUGCGGAGGUGGAUUGUAUUCAUCAGACAAUGAACCAAACAAUUCUUUUGUUUAUGUGCAUUGUUUUAAAAAGCACAGUUUUUGGGUGUCCUUCAGUGUGUAUUUGUAAUGGAACAACGGUCAUUUGCACAGAUAAAAAUUUAACAACAGUACCGUCUGGAAUUCCAACCUUAACAACUAAUCUGUAUCUGGACAACAAUCAGUUAACAUCGAUAAAUGGAACGGCAUUCCAAGGCUUAAAAUCUCUUCUUUCUUUGAAACUCAACAAAAAUCUGUUGGCAUCGCUAGAUGAAAAUGUAUUCCAUGACUUGACGGCACUUCAAGACUUGUAUUUGGACGAAAAUCAGUUAACAUCGUUAAAUGGGACACCUUUCCAAGGCCUAACAUCUCUUAUUUCUUUAAAACUUCAAAAAAACUACUUGGUAAUGCUAGAUGAAAAUGUAUUUGAAGAUUUGACGGCGCUGCAACACUUGGUGCUGAACAAUAAUCAGUUAACAUCGAUAAGUGGGACAGUCUUCCAAGGACUCAAGGCUCUUCUUUACCUGUAUUUGGACGAAAAUCAGUUAACAUCGUUAAAUGGGACACCUUUCCAAGGCCUAACAUCUCUUAUUAUUUUGUAA
Messenger RNA from Mytilus trossulus (common blue mussel), 696 nucleotides. Its product is annotated as reticulon-4 receptor-like 2. The record is from RefSeq and is a predicted model, not a curated record. Gene Ontology annotation, cellular component: extracellular matrix. The coding region runs from base 1 to 696 and encodes 231 amino acids. The transcript is spliced from 8 exons. Gene Ontology annotation, molecular function: protein binding. NCBI's taxonomy places the organism in Eukaryota, Metazoa, Mollusca, Bivalvia, Mytilida, Mytilidae.